GAAAGAGAACGAUUGCUAUAUUUACUAUAUUUUAGGUUUUGAUUUCUUUGUUAUCCGUAAGGUUUUAUACUUAUUCUUGAGUUUAGCUAGAACUAAAAGAUAUGGUGAAAGGAUUUAACGUAGUUGUGGUGAGAGAGUAUGAUCCAAAGAGAGACUUAACGAGUGUGACAGAGCUUGAGGAAAGUUGUGAAGUCGGAUCUUUAUUAGUGGAUCUCAUGGGUGACCCGCUUGCCCGGAUCCGACAAUCUCCUUCUUUCCACAUGCUGGUGGCAGAGAUCGGUAACGAGAUAGUUGGGAUGAUCAGAGGAACGAUAAAGAUGGCGACACGUGGUGGAAAUGCAUUACGUCAAGCCGACGGCGUUUCACCGGAGAUAAGCACCACCAAACUUGCCUUCGUCUCCGGCCUUAGAGUCUCUCCGUUUUACAGGAGGAUGGGAAUUGGACUGAAAUUGGUGCAAAGACUCGAAGAGUGGUUUCUACGAAACGGCGCCGUUUACUCUUACGUGCAAACCGAAAACGACAACACAGCUUCGGUCAAACUCUUCACCGAGAAAAGCGGUUACUCCAAAUUCCGUACACCAACUUUCCUGGUCAACCCGGUCUUCAACCACCGAGUCACCGUCUCUCGCCGAGUCAAAAUCAUCAAACUCGCUCCCUCCUACGCCGAGUCACUCUACCGCAGCCGAUUCUCCUCCACCGAGUUUUUCCCUUCAGACAUCAACUCAAUCCUCACAAACAAACUCUCCCUCGGCACUUAUUUGGCCAUGCCACGUGGCGAAGACCAUGUUUCCGGUUCCUUACCCGACCAGACCGGGUCAUGGGCCGUUAUAAGUAUCUGGAACAGUAAAGAUGUGUAUAGACUACAAGUCAAAGGAGCGUCGCGUCUUAAACGCACAUUAGCAAAGACAACGCGCGUUUUCGACGGAGCGUUUCCGUUUUUGAAAAUCCCGUCGUUUCCUAAUCUUUUCAAAUCGUUCGCGAUGCAUUUCAUGUACGGCAUCGGCGGCGAAGGACCACGAGCGGCGGAGAUGGUGGAGGCGCUUUGCUCACACGCGCAUAACUUAGCUAGAAAAAGCGGUUGUGCCGUCGUGGCUGCUGAGGUGGCGAGCUGUGAGCCGCUUAGUGUUGGGAUUCCUCAUUGGAAAGUGCUCUCGCCGGAGGAUUUGUGGUGUUUGAAACGUCUCCGAGACGACGGUGACGAUGACGGCGUUGAUUGGACUAAGUCACCACCUGGAUUGUCUAUUUUCGUUGACCCUAGAGAAAUAUAAUAAUUUGUAUUAAAUUUCAUACUGAAUAAAUUGUAAAUAAAUUGGAUUACAAGCACAAGCUAGCAAUACAUAUGUAACCAACGUUUGUAUAGUGUGAACUUGAAUUAUAUCGUUUGUAUAUAUUUAUGUAUACCGGAUUGUUGUUGUACGAGUAGAUUGUUCUUAGAUUUGUUAUGUUUAGUAUUAGUCACUUCACUGUUUUUUAGUCAACUUGUAAUAUCUCUGUGUUUUUCAUUUAGAACCAGUAAUACAAAGCUAAGUAGUUGGUGAUAAUUGAAUAAAUCUCCAUUUGUGGA
This is a messenger RNA of Arabidopsis arenosa, 1564 nucleotides long. The record is from the annotation of a GenBank genome assembly. Lineage: Eukaryota; Viridiplantae; Streptophyta; Magnoliopsida; Brassicales; Brassicaceae.